GUUUGUACAGUCACGGAGAUUACACGGGAACCUCGCCCCGGCAGGAUCGCUGCGUGUGUUUGUGUGUGUGCGUUUUGGUGUGCUCUUACACAAAGGAUCAUAAAAGGCCCUCCCCAUCUGAACCAGCAUACAUUUGCUGGAGUCUGCCUUCUGCAUUUGCCUCGUGCAGCUGUAGUCAAUUCAGAUUUGUGCUCCCCCCUGACAUUCCGUGACAUUUUUCUUCUUCUUCUUGUACAUCCGGAUCCGGAAUCCUUACACUCCCCCUCCGCUGCAGUUGGGCUUUUUCUUAGAAGUUGGUAGUAGAGACACAAGCUUAGGAAAAGUGAACGUGAAAGAUAAACAAAAUCCCGAGAAUAGAAAAGAGGAUUUUACCAUAGAACAUACGUCAUAAUGAUCAGCAUCUGGUAUAACAACAAUGAACUAAGCCGUGACUGGAUCCGCAUAGCUGGACGAUAGUACCCGUUAUACCCUAGCAAGGGGUUUCGUCCAAAGAUCAGACAUCCAACCGAACCAAGCAGUGCUCAAUUGAACUCAUCUCAACAGCUGCAGCAGCGCCGCCUCAGCCAGCAGUUGCAACAGCAGCAGCAGCAGCAGCAGCAUCAAUCCCCCGGUCAGCCACAACAAUCAACUUCCGCAGCAGCAUCCACAUCCGCAUCCGCAUCAACCUCCAACGCAUCAACCGCAGCUCGUCACUCAUCUGAUAAUAGUACAAAGGUUAUGGGAAAGCACGAAAUGAAGCGCGGAAUAUCACAGAGGUCAUCAGAUGCUGGAGUUUCAGGUAAACUACAUAUAUUUUGCAUGUAACAGUGUUUGGUAAGACCGAUCUAAUCUACUGUUACUCUUACAAUUCACAAUUCUAUUACUAAACACAUUUACACACGCACAACACCCAACAUUUACAAUGUCGUCAAUGCAACGGUGUUAUCACGUCGUCGUCGUCGUCGUCGUCGUCGUCGUCGUCAUCGUUUGUGCACCACCACAAUCCGCAGUAUCAAAAGGUGUACCACUAUUGGAACUGUUGAGGAGCACGUGUUCGUAUAUUGAUGUGGCCCUUUGGGCAAACGUUCAGUUUUCGCAUAUUUUUACCACCGAAACAUCCCUUAACAAUCAGCGAAAAAAUCCCAAUUCCCCAAAGCAUUACGGUUCAGCUUCCUCCAAUUUGGUCGGAAAAUUCACCCAGAGCGUGCGACGGAUCGUGCAGGAUGUCAAAGAUGAAGGAUCGCCGAGUGGUAUGAGCCGCGAGGAGCUAAUCGAGACCAACGAGCGGCUGCGAGCGGUCCGGGUGCGCCUGGAGGAGUCAUACGACACGGCGAAAAAGGCAUUAGUUACCCUAAUGAACAAGUACGGAGACUCCAAAAGCCAGCGAAACGUGUUCAACCGAUACCCGAUGCUGAAAUUGAUGAUUAAGGACGUGAUUCGCCUAGAAACCCAGUACUGGACCCUAGUGGAAAUCCCCAAGCAAGAGAAGCUCGAAACAGUCCCUGCCUUUGUGUUGCGCGCGUGUAGCAUCAUGGAAAAGUCGCAAAAGUCAGGCGAAGGUGUCAAAACGUCAGCCAAGCUGGCGGAGGAAGCCGCAGAAAAGCGGGAACGGAUGGAGCGGCUGGAAAUAAUGACGACCGCGCAAGUCGAGCAGGAAAAUACGCAAAUGAUCAAUGAUUUGUACCGUUUACUGAAAAAAUACACCGGUUUGAGAAACCUAAUCCGUGAAUUGAAGUCUGAGUAUGGCAAUUCUAAAAUCUACCCAAUCUUUCCGCGGUACACGAUGCUGAAGGAUAUGAUAAAGGACAUCAUGCACGACCCAGACUACAUGGAGGUUUGCCACGAGCGCACAUGAAGACGAAUAGAUUCAAGCUGUCCGUUUCGCUCAAGAAUGUCGUUCAAGCGAUGGUACACAGUAGGCUGUGAAAUACUACUACUCAUUCAGUUGUCUCCAUUGGUAUAACACAGCAGCCAUGCCGAAACUGGAAAUUUUGUCUGCCGCGUAUUAUGUAUUUGGUCGGUGAGAAGGCGCAUUAGCUAAAGUCACCAUACUUUUAAGUUACAAUAGUUUUCCAGCGAUAAACUCAACACAAAACUAUCAAAACAGGCUUGAAUCAUUUUUAAAUGCUAAAUGCGAUGACUAAUCACAAAACAUCCCACCCCAUCAAAUACUAUCUUUAUCUAUACACUUUAAGCGUUUAUCUAUGGGUAUUAACAUACAAAAACAAAACAAAUUGUAUCAUCGCGAAGACAAAAUUUUGAAACAUCCCACCUUUCGAUGUGACACUUAUAAGCAUAUAACAAAGUAAUAUUUACACAUCAAAACAAGUCAAGGAAAAGUUUAAUUUCUUUCUGAUCUAUCUAUUUUGUAAACUUCAGAAAAUACACACACACACACAAAUCAAGUAACAUUACAGACUAGAACAUAUUACAGUCAUAAUACCUAUCUGAAUAACACGAAGAAAUGACCAAUAUUAGCUACGACUAGACAACAACAAAAAAUGGAACAAACUAAUUUAAAAGGUUCGUAAUGGUAAAUGUAGUAACGUCGACGCAUCUACUCGAGGAACGCUUUUCGUGUAACAAGGUAGCAAGGUGACUCUAAAUGGACUUAAAAAUGUAGUUUUUAUUUAUUUGUUGAAUUUAGUUUUAUCAAAAUCUCUCAAACAUCAUACACAAUUUCAAGUAAGUUGACUCAAAAUACUCUUCAUUUGUUAUUUAAAAAGUGACAGACAGUUACACGAGAAAAAAAUGAAACAACAAAGUAGUUAGUGAAAAAUAAUCUAAUUGAAAUAAAUCGCAACAAAUUUACACACACCUUAAAAUGUAGAAAACAGAUGUCUUUUCAAGUUCAGGAGAAACUCUUUGUUCGAGAUAUUUCAAAGUCCGUUUAAAUUACCAUUUCGCACGAAAAAUUUAGUUGGGUUCAACGUUAUUGAAUUUUGCAUAGUUCGAUGUAGAGAACGGCUGUUACGAGUGAGCCAUAUUUCGUUCACAACAAAACACAAUACUUUGUUCUACAGUUGUCAGUUGUAUUACUAAAAAAAACAAGUAAGCUUUUUGGCUAUCGGAAUGAAAAAAAAAACUGUAGCAAAUGUAGGUAUUUGAAGCGGCAAGAAAUAAAUUGUAUCUUAGAAUAGAACAAAACAACAUAUUCACAAAAGAUACUUGAAGAAGCGGUAUCUUAAAAUUGAAAUCGAGAUCAAAUAAAAAAGACAAAAAGUUACAUCAGUUACUGUUACACGUUAUUUCAAAAGAUUAUAGGUUCGCUAGUAGAACAUAAGCAAUUUUCUGAUUGUCUGAAUUAAAUUCCAGAGUAGCCCGCGAUAGAAGUCGAUUCUUGAGUCAGCACUGCAACGGUAUAGUUUAACCAGCUCAGCAAAACGGUAAAACAUGUUUCGAAUUUUGGUUUCGAAUUUAAAGUUUUGAACUAAGGUAAUUCAUCUUGGAAUUCCAACCAAUCUUUUUUAAUACAACACAAUAUUUCAUAGAGAAUUAGUUCAAUAUCUUGCACGGAAGCUACUUUCUACGAAAAUAAGCACAUUCAAGAGUAUUUUUCAAAUACAUUGUUCAACGAAACCUACACAAUUAGUCAAACGAUGAAUCGAUAGUUGUUCACUUCAUUUGAUAAACAUUGCAUUGACAAAAUCCGAAACAUGAGCUACCAUAAGUAUACCUUUAAUGAAUUCUCGAAUCUAGAUGUAAUGCUGUUGAAAUUAAUGUUAACAGAUUAUCUUAUUUGGUCAUUACCGCAGUAUAGAAGACCUCAACACGAUGUUGACAACAUCCAAACAACAAAUAUAACAUGCGAUGUCUAGUGAUGCAAUACAAAAGAAUGCAGCAUAUAUAAGUCGUGAAAUUUAGCUGACAUACAUUGACUAGCAAUGAAAAUUAUUGGUUCAACUUAGAAACACGGCAUAGUAUUCCAAUGAUCAAGCAAAAACGGUUUAGGCUUAGGUUGCAAUCAAUAAUAACAAUAUCCCGCAUUUAAUUUAGAACUCAUAGAAGUAAAAAAAGUGCACAUGCCAUUAAUUCCUAAUCAUAAAGAUUUAAAAAAUGUUGUUUUUCUAGACAACCCUAAAGGUUUUGAUCAUUCCAAUAGAUGAUUGCUCAGCGUACAUACUCGAUAAGAAAAAGGGCACAAUAUUUUGCACACAGAAGAACAGGCAAUACUAAUUUGCGUUCCAAGACAAGACAUGUGAAAGCAUGUAAUUUAAGAUCCCUAAAGCUCCUGUGUAUGGAUUUUUUUUUAAAUAAAGAAUAAAUCGGUUACGACCUCGAACAUACAGAGCCCGAAUUUAAGAGGGGUGUGUUACCACCCUAGUUACUCAUACAAACUUCUAUACAAUAUUGUUUGGUUCCUGUGAGAGCAAAAAAGAUGACAUUUUGUUGUCUAUCAAUCUUAGCUUAACUUCACUUAUCAAGUGAACGGUGUACAGAAAAUUAUGCUCUUUUUCAAUUGUAGUAGUUUUUCAUAGUUUAGCAGAGAUCUAGAGAUUUAGAUUUAGUAUAAAAAUGUAUGAGUAUGAAACUGGACCCAAUCAGUAUAUUUUGUAAAGCGCUCAUUCAGCCUUCUAUGAAAUAAAUAAUUUAGCUAACUUCUACAUAACAUACUUUACCAUUAUAAUUUAAAAAAUAAUGCCAAUAUUUUAUUAAUUGUUUCUUGAUGAUAUUAUGCCAAAGUCAUAGCUUUAUAUUGUUAUCUAAGCUCUAAUGCUUUGAACAGCUAUCAGACGCAAAACAUAUCAUUAUAGUUCUGUAUUAAUUAUUAAAUAAUUCAAACUUAUGUUGCUUAAAUGACAAAACAAUCAAAAACAAAAAAGUGCAUGAUUAUGAAUUAGAAAUGGCAUACAUUUAUACUUAUCCUCCCAGUCGAACGCAAGAAAUUUGUUAUACAAUAAUGUGUGUGCUGGCCGCAUACGGUUUCAUUGCUCUGACGGAAGUAAUACUAAACCAAAUGUAAGCAUUUCUAAGAAAACCAUUUAGCAAUGCUAAAAAAGCUUUAUAAUAGUCUUUGUGAACUUAAACUCUAUGUCUAUGGACAGCAAGCUGCGCUUAUGCUAUCGACUGCAAUCUAGUUUUAUUUGCAAACUCUCAUAUGACAAUAGUAAAUAUUGUACAUCCUAUAAGUGAUGCUGAACGAUUCUGAAAGAUAUUCAUGUAAAAGCUAAUAUUCGGCGACUUACUUCAUGAUUUGAAAAAGUUUGUUGAAUAAUAUAAAAGCAAAAUCUGAUUUUUAAAUAUAACAAACACAAAAGGGUACCCCUAUAUAAGAUCCGGCUUUAUUUUUUUUCAGUCACAAUUAUGCAAAAAGUCUAAUGUCAACAGAUACGAGUUAUUUAUUUGUAUUAUCAUUUAAUUUAUUUAAUUUGUGCAGAAUAUUUUACUUUCGUAAAGUUGAUUCUGCUUUGGAGGCGCUGUACUGUAACACACGCUGCAACUAAAACACGUCCUUAACAAAUGCUUAUGUGUCUAGAAUAACCAACAACAAAUCCACGGAAUAUCCUUAAAAUAAAAUUUAUCAAUUAAUCCCAAACAAAAAGUAAGAAAACACAGAAAGCUUUAUCUUACCCACACAUAACUACUAAUAAACAACCAAAUCAAAAUAUCCAACAACCUCAACACAAAACAAUAAAUGUGUUCUCUUCCAAAAUGAGACAAAAUUCCAAAUGAAACCAAACAUGCAAGCUAUCACUUAGAGCAUAUUCCUAUCCCUCCGCAUUUGCAAAAAGAGAAACAGUGCAACAAUAAAGAAAACCCAAACAAUUUGUAACAGUACUCCAAAAUAUUCCACAGCCCCUCGACCUAAACCUAUGAAAAUUUGGAAUCCAAUGUUCCAUAAAAACUGUUUUCACUGUUAAUAAAAAUCACGAACACACUGCAGCACAGUCUAAAAACUAACGUCAGCAUCCAUGUCAACCUUGCCCAAAACCUAUCAUUUCAAAUAGAAAAAAAACAAGAAAAAUGGGGUGAUAAAUUGCAAGAAUCACAUCUAUAAGGCAAUGGAAAUAAAAGUCCUAGAGGAAAACUGGAUAUCGAAUGAAAAUAAAGCAAAACCGCAAGCAAACUGACAUUUUGAAUUCUACAGCUUACAAAAAAACUGAGAUCAUACUCAAACUUCAAUAAAAAAGGAAAAUGUUCAGAAGGAAAACAAAGCCAAUAAAGUUAAGCAUAAUGAAACAUUGUGUAAGUGUAUGCUAAACGUAUUUUUGAUUAUUAUUUAUAUGAAAGUGGAAAUAUAAGUUAUUUACAAAUUGUGA
This is a messenger RNA of Culex quinquefasciatus (southern house mosquito), 6239 nucleotides long. RefSeq lists its product as uncharacterized. NCBI's taxonomy places the organism in Eukaryota, Metazoa, Arthropoda, Insecta, Diptera, Culicidae. The transcript is spliced from 11 exons. The coding region runs from base 902 to 1834 and encodes 310 amino acids. The record is from RefSeq and is a predicted model, not a curated record.